Molecule: messenger RNA, 2668 nt
Organism: Synchiropus splendidus (mandarinfish)
Lineage: Eukaryota; Metazoa; Chordata; Actinopteri; Syngnathiformes; Callionymidae
Product: zinc finger protein 45-like
Exons: 2
Coding region: 272-1360 (362 amino acids)
Biological process (GO): regulation of transcription by RNA polymerase II
Molecular function (GO): DNA-binding transcription factor activity, RNA polymerase II-specific; RNA polymerase II cis-regulatory region sequence-specific DNA binding
Source: RefSeq, a predicted model, not a curated record
AGAACGCGUGGACGCCAGUGCAUCUCUUGCUCGCUCGUCUUAGCUGAGCAUUGUGUUUGAAACUCGCCUCUGGGUUUAAUGUUUCGUUAUAUGACUGUCGUUUCAUGGCCUGGCUUCCCGACGUGGUUUGAGAGCGGACCUCUGUUUCCAGGAACUGUGUUUCUAGUGAUAUAAGCCGCGCGUCUUAUUUCCAACACAGGCGUUUGGGUUUAGCUCUGCGGCUACAUCGAAGCGCGAACGCCUCCCGCCUCUCCGGAGCAUUUAUGCCACCAUGUGUAAAAUACAAAGUCUGAGGGCCGAAGUGAAGCAUCGACUGAAUGAAGCUGUUCGUGAUGUUUUCGAGCUGUUCGAAAGGACCAUAGACGAGCUCGCAGAAGAACUUCGUCGCUCCAAAGAGGAGAACGAGCGACAGCGCAACCUACUGGACGCAAUACUGAAGCCUCGAGUGUAUCUGAGUAGAACAGAUUGUGAGCUGGGCAAAGAGCCUGUUAACGAAAAACAAGACCCUUUGAGGCAGCAGAAGCUGAGCUUCAUUCCUGACCAAACAAGUUCCAUACUGCCCGUCGUAAAGAAAGAACCUGAGGAACGAUUGGUCAGACAAGUCUUGGGGGCACAGGAGGAGCAAGAGAGCGCUGAUACCAGUCUUCUAUUGAGGUCAUUGAAAAUUGAACAGGAUUGUAGUGGGGGUGAUGAAGACCUUCUUUCUUCAGGGCCGUGUCAGAGUGACCGUUGCCAGAACAGAGAACUGACCAGCGGAUCGACACUCAACUUAAAAGGUGUUGAAAGGGAUGACAGCUACCGCGGAUCAGAACUGGCUAGCCUCCUGCACCCUGCUAAAUUUCCCCAUCCACAGCCUCGCGUCACCGUCAGAGUGCCAAACUCGUCUCACAGUCAAGUAGAUCGCAGCAAAAGACGCCUGGGCAAUGAGGAAAACCCUUCAGUGAGCAAGCCUUUCGUGUGUCCUCUUUGCGGCAAGGCCUUCCGCUGCAGGUCCACCUUCCGCUAUCACAUCCGGAUUCACUCUGGAGAGAAACCGUUCAGCUGCUCAGUUUGUGGGCACAGAUUUAGGCAGCGCUCAGACCUGGUGGCCCAUUUCCGCGUCCACACUGGAUAUAAACCUUUCUCCUGCACGCUCUGUCCGAUGACCUUCAGCCGCAGCUACUCGCUGGGGCUACACAUGAGGACGCACACCGGGGAGAAACCCUUCGCUUGCACUUUGUGUCUGAAAAGGUUUGCGUGGAAGUCGCAGUUGAAGAAACACCACUGUGUGGCGUUUGUAUCCGGAGUGAACGAGUCUGCUCCAAGUGAGAUGCCACUGAUGCAACAAGAGGUGUUUAUUCCCAGUUCACAAUUCCAGUAGCGAUCGUGAGGAACUGAGACUCAUGCUCGGUCUGUGGUCAAAGUUAAUGUACUUUAAAUUAAGUAUCUGUUGUGGGGGUUUUUUUUUCAGCAAACUAAUGCUUUUACACUUAAGGCUGCACGAUUAUGACUAAGAUGAACUGCAUCACGAAGUGAUACUCAAUGGAAACAAACACAGAAUACAGGAUCGUGUUGUGAUGUCCUUCCUCGGUUCCCUGACAGUCCAUGCUAGCAUGAUAGCCUGUGAAAUCGCAAGCAUAAAUGUGCCUCAUAAUGUGUAGCAACGGUACUCCAGGUGGUUUUGACUCGCUCAUUUGUAUUUAUUUUCUCGCAACACUCAGUCAUCAGUGAGUGACAGGUCUGACUCAGAUGCGUAAUGUGAAGCCUGAGCCAACUGUAUGGUCAUUUAUGAGGGACAGGCUUUUAACUAGGACGGUGUCUGGGCAUCUGCAAAACAUGAAAAAACGGACGCCAGAUGCCGCCAUAUACCAGCGUAAUCUGCCAUCCAAGAUACGGCCAAGAAUUGGAUGUUCAUUUUUUCAUGUUCUGCAGACGCCCAGAGGUCCUCCUAGCUAAAAGCCUGAUGCGGGACUUUCCCUCAGAUUUGCUUAUGCCGUCGCAGUUGGUUGCAUUUUGAACCCAUGUGAAAGUCACCGUCCACCAAAAUGAUUUAAUGUCAGCUGCCUAUUGCUAAACUCACAAUCAAGUUGGAGAUUUGAUGACUUGUGCAGCUCUACUUUCACUUCACGGCACAAUAUUGCACAUCUUUCUCCACUAUGGGUCCAUGAAUCCCCUGAUGCUGCUCAAUAGAGCAGUUUGUUUUGGCAGCUGUGACACUGUUUAACCUGAUUCCCAAUAUUAAUAUUUACAUACUCACCAUUCUACCUCAUUCAAGAUCCAUUGUCUGCAUUGUUCUGUUCGUGACACAACAAGCACCACAAUGUGAGGCUUGAUGCUCUCGAUUCUGUUCCAAAUGACUCCGCCCGUUUGACCUGCAUGCAUCACUGCCACACCCUGUGACCAUUCAUUUAUUUAACCUUUUUCCCCAACCCUCGCUUUCAUAAUGUCGUGGUGUUACUUGGGUCUAUGUCUGUUAUAUGCUGUGCUCAAGUGUUUAAAAAGCUGUACUGCUACAUUGGGUUUUAGCAGAAGCAGGUGUUGCAUCGAUAUGUUUAAAGUCAUAUGUUGUUGUUUUUUUCCCCAUUUCUGGAGGGGGGCUUGUGACAUUUCUUGAGUUUUCAUUGAGAAAUAUUUUGGCAUUUCUUUUGAUAUGUUGAAAGAAUCAUCCAAAACUGCCUAGAUUACCGUC